ACGUGUGGGUUUAAAUGUGGCAGAUUUGGGACUGGCAACAUUCAACGACAUCCAAUGUGAGCCACGGUUAGAAAUAUUUGGGAGACUCGACAUUUGAUUCUCGAUUUAAUUUCAGUGCUUCCUCAGUUGUAAGCGAGGCAAAAUCGAUCUUUGUUUCCUCGGAAACAAUAGGUUGCUUGUUGUCAACGAUGUUUUGAAGCUCUAUUCAAUCGAGGAUAUGUCCCAGAUGCCACAAUUGCUGGCGUGUUUUCUGACACGUGCCCCGUUACGGCCCACAUGGUUCCUUCAGACGGAAUCGCAGACGCAAGCCCAACAAACGUACACCUCAAACUCCGAACACCAGCUACUAUGCAUGUCCACGCUUCUGGAUGAAACUUGUGAAUAUCUCGUCUACAUUAUCUCCACAAGGAUUUUCUUCGAUCUGGAGGGAUUGGCAGUAGCAACGCCAAUAUCGUGGAAUCGCUGGGACCCUUCACAUACUCGUUUUUCAGGCACAAUAGCAAGUGGAAAGUUCACCUUAGUGGGAAUCGAGUUCUGCAGGCAUUCUGUGACGGCACGCCGCAUAUCGGUCCAACACACUAUAUAUUACAUAUGAUGGACUUCAGCCCGCUAGCCGUGACGAACAGGCGAGGUCUAGGACGAGUGGUGAAAGAGCCAUCUACGAUAGACAUCAGUGACUUCACCUUCGACGGUUCUCAGGACAGCUUGAUAACUUCCCUGCCUUACGUCGA
This is a messenger RNA of Suillus subaureus, 731 nucleotides long. RefSeq lists its product as uncharacterized. The record is from RefSeq and is a predicted model, not a curated record. The transcript has a single exon. Bases 218 to 595 code for a protein of 125 amino acids. Lineage: Eukaryota; Fungi; Basidiomycota; Agaricomycetes; Boletales; Suillaceae.